UCCGCACUGCACAUUGACUGCUCCGUUGCGUUCUCAAUGAACAACGGCCGUUGCUUUUGUGGUCCUUCGUAAAGCACAGUUAUGGAGAACCUGUGGUUGACCCCCAUCCCACCGUGGAGACUGUGUAUUUUGCCAUAGAUGGUGGCUUGAGUUCUACUUUCUUGGCAAUCCCUCAACUUCUCAGAUUGAAUAACUCCAGGCUGUAAGGAGAAGGUUGUCCAGAAUCUCAUUGAAGCCAAUGUCACAACCGCGGACGUAAAUAGCCUUGAUCAUCCCAUGCUUUGAAUGGAGAUUCUAAGAUUGGAACACACCGGUAGUAUAGUACAAUAUCAUACGCAUCUCAAAUGCAUCAUCAAAUGACUCAAACGGUAACUCGUGAGCCCCAGGCAGUUACUCGCACCAUGAAAGCAUAUUUGAACGAUGAAUCAGUUCUAGCAAUGGACUCGACAGAAUCUGUUGUGGACUUUUCGCACUUUGUCGUCGAUGACAGAAACAUCUAGGAGGCACACGUGACUGAUCAAACUUCCGAAGUUGACAGGGUAAACCUUGCUGGCCAAACCGGUAUCAGAUCUUGCCCAUGUGUUCCGUCAAUUUUUAUUGAUAAGGACUGGCAUAAAUUUGGACUUGUGGAUUUCGUGAAAGGGAAAUUCUUCAGGGAGAGUACGAUAUAGAUGAUUGAGAUUCUAGUUCCAGAAGCCAAGCGUGAGUGAAGUAUCCCUAGAGUUGAAAUUCC
Messenger RNA from Periconia digitata, 733 nucleotides. The record is from the annotation of a GenBank genome assembly. Lineage: Eukaryota; Fungi; Ascomycota; Dothideomycetes; Pleosporales; Periconiaceae.